Molecule: messenger RNA, 1228 nt
Organism: Tripterygium wilfordii
Lineage: Eukaryota; Viridiplantae; Streptophyta; Magnoliopsida; Celastrales; Celastraceae
Product: 28 kDa ribonucleoprotein, chloroplastic-like
Exons: 4
Coding region: 109-1026 (305 amino acids)
Cellular component (GO): cytosol
Molecular function (GO): mRNA binding
Source: RefSeq, a predicted model, not a curated record
AGCAUUGUAGAGCAAUACUUCUCCUCCUCUGCAGUCCGUCCCUUAUCCUCCCAAACCCUUCCUCUAAAACCCUCCCUCCCUCUCUCUCUUCAAAAUCCGAAGAACACAAUGUCUUCUGCAACCACGCAAAUCUUCAAGCCACUCUCUAGAGCAGACCCAUCUAUCUUCUCUCAACUAUCACUGUUAGCUUCCAUUCCAAGACCCCAAAACCCAACCGUGUCGGUCCCUGCUAGACCCAUCAGACUACAGCUCUCAUACUCUCUCCUUUCAUCUCCUUUCUUUCCGAAACCCAAAAUUCACCGCUCAUCUUUGGUGGCCUUUGUUGCGCAGAGUUCUGGGUGGGCCCAACAAGAGGACAACACAGUGACAGUUACUGACCAAGAAGAAUCGACAUGGGGAAAUGAAGAGAGUGACGAGACCCAGGUUGGGUUAUCUGAUUGGGGGGCUGAGGGAGGAGAAGAGAAUAAUUUUGUGGAGCCGCCCGAGGAGGCAAAGAUUUAUGUAGGGAAUUUGCCUUAUGAUGUUGAAAGCCAGAACUUGGCGAAGCUAUUUGAGCAGGCUGGAACUGUUGAAAUUGCGGAGAUUAUUUACAACAGGGAAACUGAACGGAGUCGUGGCUUUGGAUUUGUAACCAUGACAACCGUUGAAGAGGCUGAGAAGGCUGUAGAAAUGUUUAACAGAUAUGAGUUAGAUGGAAGGUUCUUAACUGUAAACAAGGCUGCUCCCAGAGGAACCCAGGUUGAACGCCCCUCUCGCGGGUUUGAACCUGCUUUUAGAAUCUAUGUUGGAAACCUGCCGUGGGAUGUGGAUAGUACUCGUCUGGAGCAAAUCUUUAGCGAACAUGGAAAGGUGGUGGAUGCACGAGUGGUCAAUGACAGGGAGACCGGACGCUCACGUGGUUUUGGCUUUGUAACAAUGUUUUCUGAGGCUGAAUUGAAUGAUGCCAUCGCUGCUCUUGACGGACAGAUUAUGGAUGGGAGGGCAAUCAGAGUAAAUGUCGCGCAGGAAAGGCCAAGGCGUUUUUAAUCUUACAUGACAUGAAUACAAGGUCUUCUGAGUUCCGUGGGUACUGUGUUCCAAGUAUUGAUUUUCCUUUCUUUUUCUGGUUGAUCCUUUUUGGGGGGUUAGUGAGGAGUUAUAUUAGUGUUCAAUUUUUCUCUCUUUAUAUGGAAGAUUUUUAUUCGACAGUUAUCGGGGAUCAUGGCGCGAUUAUUUCGAUUUCAAAGCA